This is a messenger RNA of Mytilus californianus (California mussel), 3830 nucleotides long. Its product is annotated as C2 domain-containing protein 5-like. Lineage: Eukaryota; Metazoa; Mollusca; Bivalvia; Mytilida; Mytilidae. The record is from RefSeq and is a predicted model, not a curated record. Gene Ontology annotation, molecular function: calcium ion binding; calcium-dependent phospholipid binding. Gene Ontology annotation, biological process: protein localization to plasma membrane; positive regulation of protein targeting to membrane; positive regulation of vesicle fusion. Bases 103 to 3366 code for a protein of 1087 amino acids. Gene Ontology annotation, cellular component: plasma membrane. The transcript has 31 exons.
UGGCUUUGCAGGCAAGCACAUGCAGACGAAAUCCUUUCUUAUUUUAGUUAAUUCACUUGCGAAGGAAUCAUUACUUCAGUAAUACUUGGUUAAACUAAUAAGAUGCCUGGAAAGUUAAAAGUUCGUAUUUUGGCUGGAAGAGAUUUGCCAGUAAUGGAUAGGUCUACAGACCUAACUGAUGCGUUUGUGGAGGUAAAAUUUGGUAGUGAGACAGUGAAGACAGACGUGUUCAAGAAAUCUUUAAAUCCACAUUGGAAUUCUGAAUGGUUUAUAUUUGAGGUAGAAGACAAUGUUCUGCAGGAUGAGCCUCUAGAAAUUAGAGUUUUGGAUUAUGACACCUAUAGUGCUCAUGAUGCAAUUGGUAAAGUUUAUGUCGAUCUGAAUCCCCUGCUGAGUAAAGAAACUCCAAACAUGAUCAGUGGAUGGUUUCCUAUCUAUGACACUAUGCACGGUAUAAGAGGAGAGUUAAACAUCAUCGUGAGAGUAGAAUUGUUUACAGAUGUUAAUAAGUUUCGACAGUCAUCCUGUGGGGUGCAGUUCUUCAGCACUGCUGAGGUACCCAGUGGAUAUAAGCUACAAAUAAUACAUGGAUUUGUUGAAGAACUUGUGGUUAAUGAUGACCCAGAGUACAAAUGGAUAGAUAAAAUUAGAACUCCUAGAGCUUCCAAUGAAGCUAGACAGAGGCUCUUUUCUCGACUGUCAGGUGAAUUGCAGAGAAAGAUUGGAGUGAAAGUUUUAGAUCUGGGAGGAAAUGCUAUUAUAGGUUACUACCAAUGUUUUGAUCUAGAAGGAGAAUCAGGAAUUGUAGCACGAGGUAUAGGGACAGUAGUAAACAUAGCUAAGAUCCUCCAGCAGCCCCCCUCACCACAGGGGGUGUCACCUCUACUGAAAGAUUUGAGGCUGUAUUCCAUUCCUCAUAGGCACACCCAACAGAGUGUAACUCCGCCCACAAGAUACACCCAACAUAGUGUGACUCCACCCUCUAGACCUGCACGCAAAAUACCCACUGCCUCUCCCCCUCCCUCUGCUCCACCUUCUCUGCCUGGCCAAUCAGCAUUUAGCUUUGCUUUCAGUUCCCCUGUGCCUGAGGAUACCUUGGCACCAUCAUCACCUCCUGUCCAGCCUGUAAGAAGUACAACAUCUCCUGUCAAGAUGGUCCCUCCAUCACAGACCAACAGAAGAUCAUCAGACUCUGAUAUAAGUACCAACACGCCUCCUAAAGGAUCCAGUUUAACAGGAAGUAGUGGUAGUGGCAGUGCUAUAGGAAGUGGAGGUAAAUCUGUUUCCAAGUUAUCAGCACAGCAACCAAGUAUAGACUUGAUGGAAUACCCAUUUUUCACUAUGACUAGUUUUCCUGUGGGGUUCAUAUCACAUCUUGGUGGUGUGGUGUCUGCCAAGUCAGUCAAAUUAUUGGACAAGAUCCAUAAUCCAGAGGAGCCUGAGACAAGAGAUGUUUGGUGGUUGGAGAUCAGGACAGAAAUCAGAUCACAUAUGAGGGCUAUGGGGUGCCAUGCUGUCCUGGGUUACAGGGAACAAACCUCUAUUUGUGAUGAAAUUAUAGUUUUGUCAGCAUCAGGAACAGCUGCCAGAGUACAAGUGACCUCUGACCCUGUCCCGUCAGUCAAAUCUUCUACACAGCCACUGGUUCCCAAUAUGGACAGGUUACAGCUAGAUAAAGAUAGGGACAAGAGACUGUUUGUAGAUGUUAACCUGGCGAAUCAAAUGUCUCAGAAUAGACUAUCAUAUGAACAAGGAGACGAAGGAUCACCAAUAUUCCAGUGUAGUUUAUGUCAUAUACCCUAUAUAUCUACAUCCUUACCAUUUCCUGUCAACCUGUCAUCUUGUGCCAUCUGCAGAAAGAAGAAAGUUCCAGAUGUUCUUUUUACAACUAUAGAUCUACCAACAGAAAUACAGACCCAUGGAAAAGGGUCACUUAUACAAGCCAGAGUAUGUAAAGCCAAGCUUAAAGCCAAAGGUGAACUCAGUGCUAAAGAAGUCAGUGAUAGUCUGCCAUUUUUAGAAUAUGAACUACAUAACCAGUUGAUGAACAAAUUAAAGUUACGAGGGAUGAAUGGUCUGUUUGGAUUAAGGAUACAGAUAUCUGUAGGAGAUACCUAUCUAAUUGGUAUAGCUACUGCCACAGCUGUGUUUCUGUCUGCUUUACCACCUCCUCUUAUACCUAAAGUAUCAGGACCAGUAACUUCAGACAGAGAAUGUAACCAGUUGAAUGAUUUACAGAAGAAAAUCACAGAAACAGUUCAAAGAAACAAAGAAAUUCAUGAAUUGAAUAAUCUGGACACUGGUCAGACAAGCCCUAGAAGUUUAUUGACAGAUGACAGUGAGGAUGAUGUCUCUGAGCUGGAACUAUCAACAGGGAACAAAGAUACAUUCAUCUUAGAGGUGGAUGACACCAGGGACCAAAACAUUGCCUCAUUACUGAGAGAUUCUGUUUUACCUGAUUGGGUCCAGAUGUGUAACACACAGAAAAUGCCUGGUACUACUGACCAAAAUAUGAUUUGUAAUUUACAGAUGUUUACCCAGGUUUUGCGGAGAGAGUUUAACCCCGCUGUAACAAGUAACAGUGCACUGUCAGAUAUGUUUGAAAAUCUCAUCAGGAAAAUUUGUUUCAAGUUGAGAAAAAUGGCUCCAUGUUGUGUGUGUAAUCUGGACUUUAACAUAGACCUUCCAGAGGAAAAUGAAAUACAGAUAAAUUUAACAGGAGUGUGUAUUGGUUUAUCUGAUGUUUCCACCAGAACUUCAUCUGUAAUAGAUUUACCUACAGUCAGCAAAAGUAGUUUGUUAAAAACAGCUGCCAGUGAAAUAAGUAAAGGAAGUGAACAAGAAGACAUGAUGUUUCAGAUGGAAGAGUUGUCAGACAGUUCAUCUUGUAGUAUACAGGGGCUCUUAAAGGGAGCAAAACAGACAAAAACAGAACAAACAAGACUAUUUCCUGUGGUAUUUCCAAAACACCGAGUGGGUAUUGAGUUGACACCUCUGCCAUAUAUUCCAAGAGGAAGAAUUGAAAGAUACUUAGGGCAUUAUAACUUCUUCUUUAUCAGAGAAACUGGUUCCCUAAGAGAGAUUGGUGGCCUUGGUGGAUUCAUGCAAAGCUUUAUAGCUGAAGUGCUAGCCAAUGUCAGAGCCACAGUGGCAGGAUUGGGUGGCAAUGGUAUGGUGGCAUAUAGGAUGACAGAAUGUGUUUUGAUGUGUAAUCCACAUAAAAACCAGGCUCAGUGUUUAAUCAACAUACGUGGAGAUACAGUCAGUUUUAGUUAUGACAGUGAGAUUUACCAAGUGUCAUCUGAACCAUCGAGAAAAAACAGUGACUCACCUAUCAUUAUAAAUACAGAGAGGAUUAACAGCUGAUUGUCAUGUGACUUAUUGUUAUGUGAUCCUCAUGUGAUAUUUGUAAUAAGAACAUAUCAACAAAGGUGAAUUUGAGGACUUUCACCAUUCAAAUUGUAUACAAAUCAAAGCACACAAGAGAUGAAACGAUCAGAACAUAUUUUAUAUGCUUCUCUGUUAAAUUGAUGUAAAUUUUGUAUAUUGAUUUCAAUGUACAGUCAUAUUUUUAUGCCCCCGCCGUAGCGGAGGGAGCGUAGCAGAGGGGGCAUUAAGUUUUACCCUUGUCCGUCUGUACGUACGUAUGUCCCAAAAUUGGUUUCCAUUCUCUAACUUUAGUUUGCCUCAACCAAAUGUUAUGUAACUUAUACACAAUGCUUAUUACCACAAAACACAGAUCAAGUUUCAAUUUGGGUAGCAUCACUUUUACCAUUCUAGAGUUAUGCCCCUUUACAAAUGGAAAUAUUGCUGAAUUUUUCGUUUCCGUU